Messenger RNA from Aureobasidium vineae, 1455 nucleotides. NCBI's taxonomy places the organism in Eukaryota, Fungi, Ascomycota, Dothideomycetes, Dothideales, Saccotheciaceae. The record is from the annotation of a GenBank genome assembly.
AUGUCUUCUGUCAACAUCAAGUUCGCCGUCCUGGCUCUCGCCGGCUCUGCCGUUGCUGUCCCUAGCUUCGGCCAUGGAAAGCACCACGGCAAGCACCACCACCACAACAAGCACUUCUUCGGCUCUUCCGGCGUUGCUACUGGCACUGGCGCUCCCUAUGGCAUGGCCAAUGCUACCGGCAUCUGGAGCACUGGCGCCGCCGCUUCCACUGGUCUGGCUUCUGGUCAUUCUUUCAUUCACCCUUCCGCCGUUGGCCCUCACACCGGUUCAUCUGAGGUCGCUGCUAUCUCCACCAGCACCUGCACCGACUCUGUUGUGAGCAUCACCCACACCAACCGUGUUACUGUCACCGUUCACGCUUCCUCUGCCGAGGCUGCUCCUGCCCAGACCACUUUGAGCACCAGAGCCAGCUCCGUCGCUGUCAGCAGCUCUGUUGCUCUCAGCACCUCUGUACUUGUCGAGAGCUCCUCUGCCGCUGUCAGCAGCUCCGAAGCCGCCAGCAGCACUUUCGCCUCGGUUGGUCUUGAGCUCCAAAACAAGGGUCACCACCAGUGGACUCGUGCUUCCACCUCUACUUCCGCUGCCGCUGCUCAGUCGACCAGCACCACUUCCGUUGCUCCCGUCUCGACCAGCUCCAGCUCCAGCCUCAGCGUUGUCGUCGCUCCUACUUCUGCCGUCGCCGUCAGCAGCUCGUCUGCUCAGGCUUCCUCGACCUCAUCCUCGGUCGUUCCCCAGUCUAGCAGCACUGGCAACGGCAAGCGUGGUCUUGCUUACAACACUGCCUCUCUGCUCACCUGCUUCGAGAACAACAACCAGGUUAGCUGGGGCUACAACUGGGACUCCGACAGUGCCGGCCUGUCCAGCAGCUUCAACUACGUUCCUCUCCUCUGGGGCCUUACCAACGGCCACACCGAUGUCUGGAACUCGCGUGCCACCAGCGCCAUCGCCAACGGUGCCACUCACUUGAUGUCUUUCAACGAGCCUGACAUGACUUCUCAGGCCAACAUGUCUCCCCAGGACGCCGCUUCUGCUUACAAGACUUGGAUGAUGCCCUUCGCCGGCAAGGCCAAGCUUGGUGCCCCUGCCGUUACCAACGGUGGUGGCAGCAUGGGUCUCAACUGGCUCGCCGCUUUCCUCGAGGCUUGCGAUGGCUGCCAGAUCGACUUCGUUACCAUUCACUGGUACGACCAGGCCUCCAACACUGCCUACUUCAAGGAGCACGUCCAGAACGCCACUGAUGUUGCCGGCGGCAAGCCUGUCUGGGUUACUGAGUUCGCCCCUACCGACAACCCCUCGGACGCUGACAUCGCCACUUUCCUUGAGGACGUCAUGCCCUGGAUGGACAGCCAGUCCUUCGUCGAGCGCUACAGCUACUUCAUGGCUGGUGACGGCGCCCUCCUCAGCGGUACCGAGCCCUCGAGCUUCGGUCAGACUUACGCCACCUACACUUCUUAA